Telopea speciosissima is the source of this 1133-nucleotide messenger RNA. Its product is annotated as caffeic acid 3-O-methyltransferase-like. Bases 9 to 1103 code for a protein of 364 amino acids. The record is from RefSeq and is a predicted model, not a curated record. Gene Ontology annotation, molecular function: protein dimerization activity; S-adenosylmethionine-dependent methyltransferase activity; O-methyltransferase activity. The transcript is spliced from 6 exons. Lineage: Eukaryota; Viridiplantae; Streptophyta; Magnoliopsida; Proteales; Proteaceae. Gene Ontology annotation, biological process: methylation.
UCAACAACAUGAGUUCGAUUGAGAAUAAGACCCCAACCACAUACGCAGAUGAGGAGGAAGCUUGCAUGUAUGCUAUGCAAUUAGCCAGUGCUUCUGCCCUUCCCAUGGUCUUGAAAGCAGCCAUUGAGCUCGACCUGCUUGACAUCAUUGCCAAAGCAGGUCCUGGUGUGCAGAUGUCCCCUUCUGAGAUUGCUUCUCACCUGACCACGAUGAACCCAGAUGCCCCUCUUGUGCUUGAUCGUAUUCUGAGACUCCUUGCCAGCUUUUCCAUCCUUAGUUAUUCUCUGCAAGGCCACGAAGAUGGCCGGGUUGAGAGACUUUACGGUCUCACUCCUGUUGGGAAGUACUUCUUGAAGAACCAAGCUGGAGGAUCCAUGGCUCCUUUAGUGCUUCUGAACCAAGGCAAAGUCCCCAUGGAAAGCUGGUACUACAUGAAAGAUGCUGUUCUUGAGGGUGGAAUUCCAUUUCACAAGGCAUAUGGAAUGACAUCAUUUGAAUACUUCAGUAAGGAUCCUGGAUUCAGUAAGGUUUUCAACAAAGGAUUAUCAGAUUAUUCAACCAUAACAAUGAGAAAAAUUGUUGAGAUCUACCAAGGGUUUGAAGGCAUCAAGUCAGUGGUCGAUGUUGGUGGUGGAAUCGGGGCAACACUUAACAUUAUUGUUUCCAAAUACCCUUCCAUUAAGGGCAUUAAUUUCGAUUUACCACAUGUCAUUAAAGAUGCACCUUCGUAUCCUGGUAUAGAGCAUGUUGGAGGAAGCAUGUUUGGAAGAAUUCCAAAAGGAGAUGUCAUCUUAUUAAAGUGGACAUGCCAUGACUGGGAUGAUGAAAACUGGUCGAAGAUAUUGAAGAAUUGCUAUGAAACCAUAGCGGAUGAUGGGAAGGUUAUCAUUAUCGAAUCAAUAGUUCCAAUAGAACCUGAGCCAAGCCUUGCUGCAAAGGUUGUCUUCCAACUAGACAGUAUCAUGUAUGCUAAUACCCCUGGAGGGAAAGAGAGGACCCAGAAAGACUUCGAAGCCUUGGCCAAGGGUGCUGGAUUUGCAGACUUUCGAGUGGUGUGUUGUAUUUUUAAUAGUUGUAUCAUGGAGUUACUUAAAAAGAUUUAAGUUUUUUUGAGUGGUGUGCUGUGUUUUCAA